This is a messenger RNA of Vicugna pacos (alpaca), 3182 nucleotides long. Lineage: Eukaryota; Metazoa; Chordata; Mammalia; Artiodactyla; Camelidae. The record is from RefSeq and is a predicted model, not a curated record.
AAGGGGUGCGGCAGGGACUCAGGGGUCCAUCUCCUGCAGCCACAGCGAGUAGGAGUCUGGACUCUAAAGUAGUCAGGUCGCCCUCUGCCUUUGGGCCUCACCUUUCCUGUCUGUGAAAUGGACUUUGGGCGACUACUCCAAAUGUUAGUCUCCGUCUACGUCCUUCCCCUCUGGGACUACAAGUCCCAAGGUGCACGAGGCGACCCUGUCUCCCCCUUCCCUCCGGGACCCACCUCCCUCCUGUCGGAGUCACGUCGUCUAACCUGUUCCCGGCGCCUGCCCCGCCCCGUCCUCUGCUCCCCGCAGCCGGAGCUGGAGCCGGAGGAAGCCCCCCCGGUACCAAGACCUGCCCCGGAUCCGCGCCCCGCUCCGGCCGGCACCAUGGACAGCGAGGCUUUCCAGAGCUCGCGGGACCUUCUGGAUCUGAAUUUUCAGUCUCUGGCCAUGAAGCACAUGGACCUGAAGCAGAUGGAGCUGGACACGGCGGCGGCUAAGGUGGACGAACUGACCAAGCAGCUGGAAUCGCUGUGGUCAGACUCACCAACGCCUCCUGGCUCGCAGGCCGGAGCCCCCGCUCGGCUGUCCCGGUACAGUUCCAGCCCGGUCCCCGAGCCCUUAGGCAACCGCGGGUCCCCCCGGAAGGCGACCACCGACAGCGCAGACACCCCGUUCGGACGCUCCGAGAGCGCCCCAGCUCUGCUCCCCUACAGCUCGCUGUCCGCUAAGGGCCGGCCGUCGUCCCCGCGCACCCCGCUCUACCUGCAGCCGGACACCUACGGCAGCCUGGACCGCGCGCCCUCGCCCCGCACCCCCUUCGCCCCGCCUCUGCGCGCGCAAGAUGACCUUACGCUGCGCCGGCGGCCCCCCAAAGCCUGGAACGAGUCUGACCUGGACGUGGCGUACGAGAAGAAGUCCUCACAGACAGCAAGCUAUGAACGCCUGGACGUCUUUGCGCGACCCUCUUCACCGGGCCUGCAGCUGUUACCCUGGAGAGAGAGCAGCCUGGAUGGUGGACUGGGGGCCACCGGCAAGGACAACCUCACCAGCGCUACUUUGCCCCGCAAUUACAAGGUCUCUCCUCUGGCCAACGACAGGCGUUCCGAUGUAGGCAGCUAUCGCCGAUCUCUGGGCUCCGCGGCACCAUCAGGGACUUUGCCUCGAAACUGGCAACCUGUCAGCCGCAUCCCUAUGCCUCCUUCCAGCCCCCAGCCCCGCAGUGCCCCCCGCCAGCGCCCCAUCCCCCUCAGCAUGAUAUUCAAACUGCAGAAUGCCUUCUGGGAGCACGGGGCCAGCAGGGCCAUGCUCCCUGGCUCCCCCAUCUUCUCCCGAGCUCCCCCGCCUAAGCUGCCUCCCCAGCCCCAGGCUCCUCCACAGGCCCAGCCCCAACCACAGCCGCAGCCGCCCCCACAGCCCCAGCCACAACUACAACCCCAGCCUCAACCCCAGCCUCAAGCCCCUGCCCCAGUCCCCCAACCCCCUCAACAGACUUGGCCCCCUAUGAGUGAAGGCCUCCCCAAACCUCCCCCUGAGUUAGAGCCUGAACCAGAACUGGAGGGGCUGCUGACACCAGUGCUGGAGGCUGGUGAUUCAGACGAAGGGGCUGUCACUCGGCCCCUUAGUCCCACACGGCUGCAGCCAGCACUGCCACCCGAGGCACAGUCAGUGCCUGAGCUGGAGGAGGUGGCACGGGUGCUGGCUGAGAUUCCACGGCCCCUCAAACGCAGGGGCUCCAUGGAGCAGAGCCCUGCUGUAGCCCUGCCCCCCACCCACAAAAAGCAGUACCAGCAGAUCAUCAGCCGCCUCUUCCAUCGUCAUGGGGGGCCUGGGGGGCCUGAGCCGGAGCUGUCUCCCAUCACUGAGGGAUCUGAGGCCAGGGCAGGGCCCCCUGCUCCUGCCCCUCCAGCUCCCAUACCUCCCCCAGCCCCGCUCCAGAGCAGCCCACCAGAGCAGCCACAGAGCAUGGAGAUGCGUUCGGUGCUGCGGAAGGCCGGCUCCCCGCGCAAGGUCCGCCGCGCGCGCCUCAACCCACUUGUGCUGCUGCUGGACGCCGCGCUGACCGGGGAGCUGGACGUGGUGCAGCAGGCGGUGAAGGAGAUGAACGACCCGAGCCAGCCCAACGAGGAGGGCAUCACUGCCCUGCACAACGCCAUCUGCGGCGCCAACUACCCCAUCGUGGACUUCCUCAUCGCGGCGGGUGCCAACGUCAACUCGCCCGAUAGCCACGGCUGGACACCGUUGCACUGCGCGGCGUCGUGCAACGACACGGCCAUCUGCACGGCGCUGGUGCAGCACGGCGCGGCAAUCUUCGCCACCACGCUCAGUGACGGCGCCACCGCCAUCGAGAAGUGUGACCCUUACCGCGAGGGUUACGCAGACUGCGCCACUUACCUGGCAGACGUGGAGCAGAGCAUGGGGCUGAUGCACAACGGGGUGGUGUACGCCCUGUGGGACUACAGCGCCGAGUUCGGGGACGAGCUGUCCUUCCGCGAGGGCGAGUCGGUCACCGUGCUUCGGAGGGACGGACUGGAGGAGACCGACUGGUGGUGGGCCACGCUGCACGGCCAGGAGGGCUACGUGCCCCGUAACUACUUCGGGCUCUUCCCCAGGGUGAAGCCUCAGAGGAAUAAGGUCUAGCUGGAGAAAAAGACGUUUCCAAGGGAGACAGGAAGAAGCAGCACUGCCUUCUCCAGACCUCCCCCUCCGUUACUGCUGCAUCUCUCUGCGCCCCAAGCCCUUGCAGGGAUGGGAUCCUUGCCAAUAGCUCUCUGCUUCCCUGGAAGCCCUGGGGAGAAGGAGAACCCCAGCCUUAAGUUUAGAAAUCUGCCUUAGCUAAUGGAGGUCAUGGUGGGGCUGAGAAUCACUGGGGGCAAGAGAGACCCCCACAUUUGCCAAAUCAGAUCCCGUCCAAAGUGCCUCCUACUCCUACUGCCGAGUCCCUUACCCCCAAACCAAGCCAACCAGCCAUCCUAGUGGAGUCUGGGAUGGGUCACCUCUACUGGAUUUCCCCAGGAGUCACCUCCGCUCCCAUCUUUACCAGUAGCCUUUAGGGACCGGGUCAGGCACAUUUGUCUCUACCAGCAUCCCUGCCCCACUUCUCCCCAAUCAAGUGCCUCCACACAACGCUGGUUUUAUAACAAAACAGGGAAGUUUUUCUUUAUAAAUAAAGAUAGUUUGCACAGAAA